Messenger RNA from Saccostrea echinata, 2336 nucleotides. RefSeq lists its product as uncharacterized. The record is from RefSeq and is a predicted model, not a curated record. Gene Ontology annotation, cellular component: plasma membrane. The transcript has 4 exons. Lineage: Eukaryota; Metazoa; Mollusca; Bivalvia; Ostreida; Ostreidae. Bases 448 to 1326 code for a protein of 292 amino acids.
GCUCAAAGAACCCGAGACGGUCAACACGUUAUACGAGAUAACUGUCACUAUGUUGGACAAGAUAAAGUUUCAAACGUGAUUAGAAAGUGUCUUUGUGUGCGAUUUUUUAAAAUGAUUCAGAUUACCGACAACUUGUGAAAAAUAAAUACAGAUUUGAGACAUCCACCAUUCGGAAGAGGCUAUCAUUGUCGGUAUUAUAACAUUACUUUAAUGGAAAUUCCAGUGUAGCGUGAAGGGCUUUUAUCAUUUGUGCUGAGGAGGUGGGGACAGUUUACAGCGCACAUGAGAGGGGAAACUCGGCUAAAUAAUUGAUCCUAGUUGACUGCACUGUAUUGUGAGGUCUCACUGAUUGAUAGAAGAGGAUAUAACUAUACACAUUUUUCACUCUGUCACAUCUUUGGAAAUAGAAUGCGCCAGGGAAAGGGGCCAUGAACUAAGAUCAGUAGAAUGGUAGACGAGCACAACACUGCAACUAAUAGGUUCAUAAUGAGUCCACUUUUCUGUAUUCUGUCCUUGGGGCUGGCCUGUUUGUCGACUCUCUUCCAGACUAUAGCUUUCAGCACACAUGCCUGGGUCGUAAUGACUGACUUUGUAACUGACAAUGACACUGGUCAAGUCAGCAGCGUAGAAAUCUACACCGGGCUGUGGUACACUGUAACGUGCCAGAACGGCGCCUGUAGAUCCACCACUCAUUUAGACACCUACAAGGCAGAUAUAGACGCUGGCAGAAACUACAAAGAAAUACAAUAUUCUUUGCGUGUCUGGUCGCAGGCCUUGACAACUAUAGCUCUGCUUUCCUCCAUUGUAUCGGCAGUUUCCUGUGUUCCAUUCCUCUGCAAACCCAGACACGUCCUGCGCCAACAUUUACUUAUAGUUGUGUGUUCAUUAAUUUCAUUUUGCCUGUUGAUGGCAGUAAUUUUCAACUGGACCGCGGAAGUGUCGGCGAAUGCAAAUCUAGAGAAAUUGAAAACGGAUUCUACUAGAAGGUUUGCCUUUCCUUGGUCUCUCCUUCUUGGCGGUUUUGGGGGAAGUGGCAGUCUAGUUUUAGGUGUCAUUCAUUUUGUGUUUUUAUUCCGUUCUUUGACUCCUUCACAUUCUGUGCGAAGUGACACAUUUCAACCAAACGCUUAUGUACAAUUAACCACUCAAACAUCAGUGAUUUCACAACUUUCAAAUGAAUCUCACGAAAGAAAACAUUUAACAGUUGAGAAAGAGUUUUUAGAAGACCCUAUAGAAGAAAAUUUAGCAGAGAGUGAAGUGGACAGCCGAUCCCUAAGCAACCAAUCAGAUCAGAAAAUGUUAAAUACGGAGGUCGAAGAGGAUUAAUAACCAAGUCAUAAAGGACGGGAACGUGUUCUCGUCAGCAUAGGACGAAAAGAAUUUCUGUUGUAUGAGAUACAGCAGGAUAAAACGAGCUUAAGUUUUGACAGGAUAUGAAGAAAAUUUAUCACGAGGGUGUAAAAAGCAAGGAAACAACCUCAAUAUCAAAAGAUAGGAUUUCUUGCUCUUUAACAAGGGAACUAUUUACACGAGUUAUUACGUCCAGAGUAUCAGGGGACUAAAAUUGUUUUUUUUUUCAGAAAAUAGAAUAAAUAGUUCCACCUACAAAUUACAAAGUAUGAAGGAUGGUUACUAUGUAUUCCGUGUGACAGAGAGUUGUGUAUAUUAAGUGUGAUUACUAUGUUUUACAACAUUGUAAAGUGGUGCUAAACAUUAUGAAUUUGUAUGUAUGUUUGCAUUGGCAAGAGAGGGAUGGAGGUUUUUUUUACUACUACCUCCCUUUUUUUUAAAGAAAAAAAGGUCAGUUACAAAUAAGUAUAACUUCCGAGCUUAUACUUGAAUGAACGAAUGCUCUAAGGGGAAAAUGACUGCAUUACAUUUUUCUGAUUGGUUAUUUACACAAAUAUCUGUCAAAGUGUCUUAUUUUUUGUCAAUUUCAGGCUUAAGUGUAGAAACUCAGUGGAAAAUUACCAGAAAAACAAGUACACUUCAUGCACAACUUGUAGUAAGGACCCCCCUUUUUCUUCAAAAAUAAAAAUAUAAUCAACCUUCUCUUGCCUUUUACUAUUUGUUUCUUUAUACCAACCCUGGUCUUUCUUUGAAUAUUUUUUUGAUUUUUGUAUAAUACUUGAAUUCUUAUUUUUUCUCUCUUAAAAUUGCCUUUUUGCAAUGAAGAUUUUUAGUUCAUUUUUUUAAUUACAUGUAAUUUUCUUAUUUCUGUGGGUUUUUGUUUGUUAUUGAGUUAGUUUUAUAUUUCUGUGGUUUGUAAAUGGUUUUAUUUUUUUUUUUAAACCGACUUCGUAUUAUCGACAUUGAAAUAAAAUUGAAUUAUUGGA